Rotaria sp. Silwood2 is the source of this 402-nucleotide messenger RNA. NCBI's taxonomy places the organism in Eukaryota, Metazoa, Rotifera, Eurotatoria, Philodinida, Philodinidae. The record is from the annotation of a GenBank genome assembly.
AUGUUCAAUGUGAUCCAAUUUGUGGAACGUGAAAAGAGCGGUUGUUUAAUUCCAUUGAACAACGUAAAUGAUCGUAUUAAAUCUAUGCUUGGUAUAUCAAUGACAUCGGUUGAAAGACUGAAGAGAGAAAUAAAAGAACAAAAAGAAGAAAUGUUGGAAGAAGAAAACGAACUGCUUGUACUACAUAAGAAAUGGAAUCAGGAAAAACAAGAUAAAGAAGAUGCUGCGUUUCGAGCGACACUUCGGCUUCGACAUCCACGUACAAGUUCAUCAUCAAUUUCUGUUGCACCGUAUACUACUACGAAAAUUUUCAUGUCUGUUGCUAAACCAUCACGGAAAAGUAGUCAUGUUGGGCGCUCAGCAAUCGUUUUGACAGAUGACCAAAAAGAAAAUAUUCGGUAA